Molecule: messenger RNA, 1085 nt
Organism: Trichoderma asperellum CBS 433.97
Lineage: Eukaryota; Fungi; Ascomycota; Sordariomycetes; Hypocreales; Hypocreaceae
Source: RefSeq, a predicted model, not a curated record
GCGGAAAACUACUACACGGCAGACUAUCCGGAAGACGAAGUUGAUACCGAGGACGAAUACGACCGUCACGCUUACAUGUUCCGCAAUGCUAAUGCCUCGGACGAGGAAGAGUUUGAUGAUAACGAAUAUGACAGCGAUGAACUUGUUAUGGAGGGCCAAGACGACGACGACGACGACGCAAGAAUGGACCGCAUCCGAGAUUUCAUGAAACGUAAUGCUGGUUUUCGAUAGGUUCGAUAAAGAAGAUCGCCUUGCUCUGUGUAUGCGUUCAGUAAAUUACAGGACCUCCACGCAUACACGCCACUUCAUUCCCCCUCCCACUCUAUCUCACCUACUAAGGAACAAUAUACCUGCCUGCUAUAAUCGGUUUCAUCUGCAAAUUGCUACAUCCGACAAUGGCCCCUCUUGUCUGAAAUUUACACAAACCCGACCGUGCAACAAUGGACCUAAUUGUCCCAGACUCCCAUCCCCCCACGUGGCUAUUUUUUGCCGUCUAUCUCUAUCUAUCUCUCCUUCACAGACUUUCAGGCAACAUAACGCUCAUAUACACACACCAAGCUGGCAUUGCUUGUUGUACAUGUACAUCUGCUAUAUACGUAUGAACGCAUGUGCGUAUGUAUGUAUGUAUGUGUUGGGCGACGCAUUCCUCCCACCCCCCUCCUCCUUGGACACUUCGACAUGGCCUGCCUCACCGCUCUCACUUCCAAGCCCACAAGAACUCGGAAGUUUGCGUGUUGGAAAUGCGGGCGCCAGGGCCUCACUUUGGCCCUCUUUCGCGGUUGAUAAUAAUAAACAGGCGUCUGCCUUCCUAUCUGGCCAUGCCAUCUCACCACUGAGCUGGCCUUUGCCACCUGGCAGGUCACUUGACUACAGCAAGCAAACAUUGAGGUGUCCCGCAUUGUAUGCUUGUCUACAUUCUUACUGCCUCGUGCUACUGGGGGUGGCUGACCGAGAGUGGGAGAGAGACAGAAACUGGCGGGGGAUAGUCACAUGCUCUCUAUUUUAAGACGGGCAAAAAGAUAUGGCGCAUACAUGUUCGAUGCUCAUGCGCUUAAGAGAGGGAAAGAAAACUGGGAACUUGAAAG